This is a messenger RNA of Xyrichtys novacula (pearly razorfish), 3950 nucleotides long. The record is from the annotation of a GenBank genome assembly. NCBI's taxonomy places the organism in Eukaryota, Metazoa, Chordata, Actinopteri, Labriformes, Labridae.
AAGCCUUGUGGCGUCGUCUACGCAGGCGCGCCGUUCAGCGAGAUUCUCAACACAAGUGUGCACAUUUUGACUGAAAGAGAUUUAUCAUCUCUCUUAUCAUUUAGAGACCUAAAAUGCCACCAAAAGCAAAGGGUGGCAAGGGAGGAAAAGGUUAGUGAGCCUACAUUUGUCUGCAGAUCAUUAUAAAAACAAAUGUUUGCGUAAAGAUUGAAACGUUUGAUGUCAUGUAUUCAGUUCCUCCAAGGUACCAGGACUACACUGUUCGAUUCAGUGUUAUUGUAUGUCGCUGUGUUUCAGUUGUGUAACCUGCUGUCAUAGUAAUGAACUCUGUCGCUGUGUAGGAGCUGCUUCAGGAAGUGCUGACGGUGAUAAGAAAGAAAAGGCACCCAAGGGAGGCACUGCUGUGAAGGUAGCUACUGAAUAUGAACAUCUGCGGGGACACUUGGCCUGGUCUGUCAGAAAUGUGUCACCCUUCAUCCCUUUCCACCACAAAGCCAUUUUUGAAUGGGGUAGGUUAGAAGAGAUAGUGCCGCACCGUGCUGUUGAGGUGGGACUAUAGUGCUCACUGCAACAUCACUGAUGAGUAAUAGAAUAGGUGGUGAGUCUGCUGUCACUGUUAAAUGAUCUACUCCUGGGUUUUUUCCACUUUUGCCAUACAUGUCAUAUCUCUAACAUCUGUCGCUUUGAUAAACAGAGAAAGCGUGCAUUUGAUCUGACAGUUAGAUUAGUAAGGGUUUUUGACUUGAAGAGGUUUUAGGAAUUUGUGAUAUCCAUCCCUGUACAUACAGUGAUUUAAGGUAAAUAUUGUUUUACUCCAGCUAGGAUUUGUCCCUUUAAAGGGAUAUUACGGCGUACAAUUAAUUUAGGGUCAAACACACCGUAACACCGAAUUAGACACCCCCUCGAGAGAUUAAUGUUGCCGACCGCUUGCUUAUCUAGUUAUACCAACUUUAAUAACGACUGCAGGAUAGCAAUACACAGCGGAGGAGGAGCCAUAAACAAACCUCAACCAAAACGCCACUCUAUAGCCACAACUAAUGCUCAGAACAGCACCUAACUUCAUCAACAGUACAUAUAGGGUCUCAGCCACAGCAUUAGCCACCAAACAUCUUUUUAGCUUUGCCUGAUUUCUUUAGCAAAGACACUAAACACAACUCACCUACUCUUUCCAGCAGCUGUAUGUUUGUAGCGAGACCUCAGGCCAGUCCAUUACGGACUGCAGCGGGGUGACGCAGCUCAAAGAAGAACAUUUAUGAUCAUUUCUUAAUCAUUUCCUUGAAGUAAUAAUCACCAUAUUAAUAAUUUUGCACUGCAGAUGCUGUAGUUCUUCUGCCUUAGCGUCUCAGUCUAAUUGCAUUUCCAUGUAGUAAUGAUCAUAAAUGUUCUUCCUUGAGCUGCGUCACCCCACAGCAGUCUGUAAUGGACUGGCCUGAGGUCUCGCUACAAACGAGCAGCUGCUGGAGGAAAGUGGGUAAGUUGUGUGCAGUCUCUCUGUGUUUGAUCCUAAAUUAAUUUUACACUGGACUAUCCCUUUAAUUGUAACUAUGCUUUGAUGACUUGUUCAAUUUUAUUACAGGUUCGGCAUAUCCUCUGUGAAAAACAUGGAAAAUGCAUGGAGGCAAUGGAGAAACUAAAAGCCGGUGUCCGUUUCAGUGAAGUGGCUACGCAGUACAGUGAAGACAAAGCUAGACAAGGCGUAAGACCAUGCACUUCUGAUGAUAUGCUCUGGUUCGAGCCCUUCUUUAACAGACUGCACUACUCUAUUUUAAUGCUGGAUGCUCCUCUAGCUGUAUUACAGAGAAAUGGAAAAUGUUUUAAGUGUAUAUCAAACUUUUACACCAUGUACAGCAUCUGUCCUUCAUCUGUCCUGUCCUUCACAUACACACAGAGAGUCAGGUCAAAUCAUGGCUGCACAGUCUCUUGUUCGUACAGUAUUGUUAAGAGCAACUCUCUAAGGUAAAAGCUGCAGAUGGUAAACUUAUGUGAAAUUUCCUUUUAAGACUGUAUAAUGACCUGAGGGGAAAAACACUGUAACUUUUAUGAUGCCAGGGCCUUAACCUCAGAGUAGGUGUUCAUUGAUGGUAGAUUUCCGAUUUACUGUUUGUAUCAUAACUCUUUACACUCCCACACAAAAUGAGGCUGAGCAUAUCUCUUCUUUGUCACUGACUCAGUACAAAUUCACUUGCUAAUUCCCCACCAACACCUACACUAGAGUACUGUCAGCCACUAGUAAGAUUUGGCCAUUAGCUGGACACACUAUGGAAAUAUUUCAGUUUUAUGAAUCAUUACUGCUAAACACGGCUUUUUUUAUCACUCCUUAUCUGGAGCAGUAAAAAUAAGAAUUUCAAGUCUUGUUCAUUUUCCUGUUCCAAAAACUCUCUCAUAUUUUUAUGGCUUGUCUGUUGAUGACAGGGGGAUCUGGGGUGGAUGACACGAGGAUCGAUGGUUGGACCUUUCCAGGAUGCUGCAUUUGCCUUACCCACCAGUUCCAUGGACAAACCUGUAUACACGGACCCUCCAGUCAAGACAAAGUUUGGGUACCACAUCAUUAUGGUAGAGGGGAAAAAGUGAUAAGAGAUGGCUCAAUGUUGGAACUGGGGAGAUGUAAAAAGUGUGAACUGAUUAUUUCCUUAUCGUGCUGUUUCACUGCGGUGUUGGGUUGUUAAUUUGACAUGUGAUAGUGUAGUUAAAUCCGUCAGCUUUUUCUUCUGGUAAACACAUACUAAAGUGAUGACAAUGCAGCAUAGGGUUGGAUUCUGAUAAGUAACUGCUUAUAAGUUGAUGAAGUUUACAGUUCAAUCUUUUUGAAAGGAGAAAAUCAAAUGACAAAUAAAGUGUUUUCAUCAAGGUUUUCAAGACAAGUUUUUGUGUGUAAAAACAUUAUUGUACACUGAGCCCUGGCUUAAUUUGAAAAAAAUUCUGCAUUAUCAUAAAAUGGACAGAAAGUGUUAAUUCUGGGUGAUAUCUAUUUUUUUUUUUAUUUCAGAGAUGUCACUUGAAGCUUCUAGUUAAUCAUUCAGCAUUAUAAAAAUAAACACAAAUUGCUGUCUGUGAUUAAUCAAUAAAAUAUUAAUAAUCCAGAAAAGAUUCUUAAGAAUGAUAUCACGAUCCAGCAAAAACGAACCUUCUGCACCUCUCUUUUCUAAAUACUCCAUCUUACCGAUUGACAAACUCAAUGUCUUUCACUCUUGUAUGUAUGUCCACAAGUUCAUCAAUAACAAACAAGCCUUUCCUGAAACUUUCCGAAACUUUUUUACCUUUUCAUCCGACCUUCACUCGUACUCAACAAGACAAAAUGGCCAUCAUCAGUUACCUUCAUGUCAAACUUACAGUCAUCAGUCUUACAUCACUUUUAGAGGUCUGAAACUGUGGAACAAUCUGGAUGCAUCUCUAAAAUCAAUAUCAUCCCUCAACGACUUUAAAAUAUUAAAAUCUCAUCUUAUCAUGUCUUAAAUACAUCAUUAUUUGUUAUGAUCAUGUUUCUUUCCUUUCUAUGAAUACUUAUAUUGUCUUUAUCACUGUUUCAUGAUUAGUCUGUGUUCCAUUUAUGGCAAUUUGUAUCUGUUUGACCUUUCCCUAAUCAUUGUAUAUUUGUAACCUGUCUAUGUCCUAGUUACUUUGUCAUCUGCACCUUAUGCUUUCUCUGCCCUGACAGAAGUGGAAUUUUAGCCUAUUGGCUUCGUUCCCUCCUUGCACUGUCUUUAAUCUGUGCUAAAUGAAUAAAUACAAAUACAAAUACAAAUUAACGCACAAUGACACACAACUCUUUUAGUUCUUGUUAACAAAACAAAGGAUCUGUUCUAAAUUAAAGUUUACCAGAGCACCAUUUGUAUGAGUUUGAUCACUGAAUUGGAAUUUUGAUAUUUUCCUCAACAGUUUGAUAUCUUCUACCCACGUCACUGUUAUGCAAGACAAGAAUAAUAAUAAAAUUCCCACAACGGAUAAAAAGA